AAACCGCAGGAGGAAGAAGCCUCCGUCUGUGUGGAAAUAAUUCAUACAAUGUCCUCAGUUGUAGUAACGGCACAUAGUGACCAAGUUGUUGGUGAAGCUACGGUAAUUCACAUAAAGUAACACAGAUACUUUCUUACAUGCACUCAAAAUGCCGUGCACUGUCUUUUUUCAGGUUGCUCCACGGUUGUCUGAAAGUGUAAACUAUAUGGCUGUGCAAAGAUUCAACCAGAGUGACCAUCCGUGAUUAUGAGUGGUUGCUAACGUUUAUUAGCUUUUUCAAGUCUGCGGUUUGUUUCAUAAACAGUGCGGGUACUUUAUUCGUGCCAUGCUGAAAACCUGCACAACCAUGAGCCAAAAGACAACAUCACCAGAGUCAGGCGAAAACUCUAAGCUGUCGGGACAGGGAAGUGAUACUUUGAACCUGUCCUCUCCCUCAGGAGAGGAGCUGAAAGUUGCCAUCCAGGACCCUGGGAGUGAGACGAACAGCAUUAAACUGCUUCUAAGCGAAUUCAAAAGACUGUACGAACAUAGGUUGAGAUGUCUGGAGCUGGACACCACUGCAACUGACGAGGAAGUGCUGCAGAAGAAAGUGAAUUUCCUGUGGUCUUAUGUGAAUGACCUCGCAGACCAGAACCAGGUGCUGGUUCAGACCAUUGAGGAUCUGCAGAAGGAAGCCGACUACAAGGUUUCCAGUUGGGGAAUGAAGCUCUGCACCUCUGAUCGUAUUUUGGACGUGUCUGACGUUGAUCUGAGGACUUUGUUGCUGGAUGAGCUUGUUGGACCUGCGGCUCACGUCCCUCACAGUACUAGGUCCUUGGUCCAGAUCACAUCUGAGUUAGAAGACCUGCAAAUCCAGUUGCAAACCAAGGACAUGGUCAUCUCUGAUCUGGAGAGGGAGCUCGGAGAGAAUUUCCAGCAGAAGCAAAAGAAUGCAACACAGGCGCUGGAAAGUAGCGAGAGGCUGGUGUACCUGCAGAGCGAGCUCUCAUGUCUGCAGCGGAUCCAGAAAGACAGCAUGAAGGAGAUUGCUGAUAAAGACAUCUGCAUCACCAAACUGCAAGUUAACAAUGAGCUGCUGCAACAAGAUGGGGCCGACACACGUGCUGAGCUCUCCAAGCUGAAUAUGAGAGCGAGGGAGCUUCAGGAGGAGCUGAAGAGAAGAGAGGAGGAAUGGAGGCAAAGAGAAGACAAACAGAGACUGAAAUAUGAAAAGGAGCUUCAAAAAGCAGAGGAGAGGAGAAGGCAGGAGCAACAAGAGAGAGAGGAAGAGUGGGUGAAGAAAGUGGAGGAGAAGGAGAGGGAGGAAGAGUGGAAGAGGGGGAUUGAGGAGGAGAGAAAGGCCCAUGCUCAAGCUGUUAAAAAGUAUGCUGAGAAGGCAGCUGUUUUAAAUUCUGAGUUGGCGGUCAGCAGGAAGCAGGUAGAGCGACAGAACAGGGAGCUGUUAGAGUCUCACCAGAAGGAGGAGACGCUUCUCUCUGAGGCCAAGGCCAAAAUGGUGUCUUUAAGGGGCGAGCUAAGCGCCUUAUUUGAGAGAAGGAUGGAGGAGAAAGAGGCAAAGAUUAACCAACUAACUGAAGAGCUGAAUGGAGUGAGACAAAAGAUGAAAGAGAGAGAGGAGCAUGUGAGGCACCUCGACCAGGAUGUGGCUGGUUUGCGAGCCACACAGGAGUCUCUGAAGGGAACCUUGGCUAUGAAGGAGAAACACACACAACAGCUGGUCCAAGACAUCGCACAACUCAAAGAAAGCCGGGCUUCACUGCAGAGCAAAUUACAAACCAGCGAGUGCAUGUUGAGUGACAUCAGUGAAACCCAGGAUCAGACCAAAACCAGCCUGGACACGGAAAGACAGCAGAGGCAGCAGAUCCAAGACCAGUUGGACUAUGCCAACAAAGAGAUAGAGCAUCUGCAGCAGGAGAUAACACAUGUGCGUCACACCACUGAAAAGAAGAUUCAGAAGAGGGAAAAUAACAUGUGCACACUGGUGAAGGAGCUUACAGAGAGUAAGAAGCAGCACUCUGAAUGUCAGAAAGAGUUGCUCCAAAGAGAGAAGGCUUUGGAGAAACUGAGCGAGGAGAGGGAUGAGCUGAGAGCCAAGAUGGAGGACCGGAGCAGAGAGUCUCUCCACCUCAACCAGACCAAAGAGAGACUGGAGGCUGACUUGGCUCUGAGCCAUGAGAAACUCCACACCUCGCACCUGGAGGUCCGAAGCAGAAAUGAGUUAAUUCUGCAGUUAAGAGCUGAAAUGAAGGCCGCUGAACAAAAGCAUAAAAGGAAACCGGAACAGGUGGCAGCACUGGAGGGUGAGGUUAGACACUUGAAACACAAGGUCAGAAGACAACAGGAAGAGUCUUGUCAGUUAAGCGAAAAGGUCAGAGAUAUUGAGCGCCUUAUAGACCAGAAGGAGAGAGAACAGCAGCAGCUACAUGAUCAGCUCCAUAUUGGUCAGCAACAGGUCGAGACAUUUGAAGGGAAGCUAAAGAGGCAGGAGGUUGAGAUGGAACUUCUUCAUCAGCAGCUGAAAGGAGCCACAGAGGAGCUGAACGAUGCCAGUUUACAAGCCCAGCAGCAGAAAGAAACAGUAGCCAUUUUUAGACAAAAGUACACAGCAGCAAUAGAGAAGGUACAUAGGGUGCAGGGGCAGGUGGAGCUUAUGGAAGAGGAACUGAAGUAUUCACAGCAACAGCUAAGAGAGUCCCAAUUGGCAACUCAUUCAGUGAAGGAAGAACUAGCUGAGAUGGAGCAGCGGUACAAGGAAAAGGUUGGCCAGUGGGAGAACUCACAGGAGGCUCUUGACCAGUUGGCGGAUGAGCUCCAGGCCAAUCAGAAUCUACUGAGGGAAAGUCAACAAAAAGCAGACCAUCUUCAAUGCCUGCUAGGAUCCCUGCAGGAGCAGGCGGACACACUCAAACAGCAGAAACUGAUGUUGGAGUGUGACCUACGGCUGUUUCAACAGAGUCAUUCUCAUUCUGAUGAAGAGUACAUCAGCCUGCUAAGACACAAACAGCAGCUACAGAAGCACUGUACAGAGCAGGUUGAGCGCCUUGCGGAGUGUGAAAAGGCUAUUCUUCAGAUGAAGUCAGAGCUGGAGAGACAAGCCCAGGAAAAAGUGGGUCUGAAGCACAGUCUUCUUGCGUCCCACCAUACACACAUGAGCAAUCGCGGCCAGCUGGAACAGGAAGUGAUACGUCUGAAAAAGGAAGUUACACGCUUAGAGCUUGAGCUGGCUGACACCCAAAAGGUACAUGUGGCACUUCUCAGACAGUCAGAGGAGGAGCUGAAGGAGGCCAGACGAGAGGCAGCGAGAAGGAGCAGCGAGGUGGAUGCACAGAGAGGAGAGGUGCAGAGACUUCAGGAAGAGUUACUGAGGGAGGAGGAGAAGAUCAGGAGUGCCAUCAGAGAGAAACAGAGUCUGAGCACUCGCGUCAGGCAGUUGAGCCAAGAGCUGGAGGACCUACGCUGCCAGCUGCAAGUCACAGUGGAGGAGUUGGCAGCCCGUGCAGGGGAGGCGAGGCAGUUGGAGGGGUGCCUGAAUGAGGGAAAGCUAGCAGAGGGGAAAAUAAGGUCAAUGGCUGUGAGGCUGGAGACGGAGGUGGCAGAGCUCAAGAGGAAUCUUCAGCAGGCUGUCGAUCACAAAGUCAAGGCCGAGCGAGAUGCGCAGGAUGCACAAGACCAGGUGGACACGCUCCGGUCAGAGCUGGAGAGGACACGGUCUGACAAUGCAAACCUUCGCCAUGAAAGUCAGCUGGUCAUGACUAAUGUCAGCCAUUGGAUUACUGAACAAAAGGCUUCCAACGAGAGCCUCACUGCCCAGAUGAAGGCCCAAAACAAGGUGCUGCUCAUCGUCACUGAAGAGAAAGAACAUCUGCAGGACGGUUAUGACACAUUGAAGGAAGAGGUAAAGAGUCUAAAAGAAGUGGCGGCUAAGAAGGAGAGAGACAUGGAACACUUUAAGGCCCAGAUCCGAGACCAGGGCAUCCAGCAAGACGAGAGAGCCAUGGAAAAGCAGGGCUGUGUGGCUCUAAACCUCAGCAAAAUCGAGGACAUGCAGACCAGACUGCGAAGCAACCUGGAGGCCAUCGGAAUGCUAAAUCAACAAUUAAACUGGCUCAGCAGGGAGAAUAAGCGGUUGCGUAGGCAGCUGGAGGAGGAGCGCUCCAUGCGUAGACAAGUGAAGCGACUGAUCCCUCCUCCUCCUCCUCCCACCUCCUCCAUCCACCUCUCCGUCAGAGCCCGCCCACCUCCUCUCUCCACCUCCCUACCCUCAUCCCUCCCCCUCCCUCAUCCCCUGAGCCUGGACACAGCGACAGGGGACACUGACAGGACUCUAACCCAAACCAAGCUGAGCCGUGCUGUACUAGAGAGACCAGGUGAGUGUGAGGUUUUGGGUGAAGCGUACUGGAUUAGGCCCACUGCCUCUCUGGAAGACGUUCAGUCUGGGUGGACAAGCAGGGAUCUGAACUAAAUAAAGCCCCCUGAAGACUUUGACCUGUCAUGACUUUUUGACCUGCAGCUCCUCACCGGGGAGUGUGCUCAGUAUGAGGUUAAUGCCCUGCAGGUCAAAGUCAAGUCCCAGGGUGCGUUUUGCCUGAGGGGGGCUCCAGAACCAGCAGAUGAUGGAAUUCUCUCAAAUCACCUCAAAAAUAUCUCUACUACUGUGCCAUUAAGAGAUUUAUUCCAAGAACAUAUUCACAUUUUUUUAUACAUUUCAAAUCUGACACUUAACAUAAAAAAGCAAUUCAUUGCAUCCUCAAAAUGCUGCACUGCUCGGAGCAGUAGCAGCAUAUAACUUUGGCAAUUACUUCAAAUAAAUGGUCUUGUUUUGCCACAAAACUGUAGCACUAAGCACUAAAAUAUAUUAUUGCUACGCUGAUUUGAAAAUCUGGACAGCUCUGAUGAACUAUAAUCAAUUUCAAUUCUACUUAAAUAGGCAAAUGGCCUCCACAGAACAAGUGGCUAACUGCAAAUUCAUAAGUGUUGAUGAAUGUGUCUUACACUGGAGAAGAGUGGUGCUUUGGUUAAAUGAGAGACGGCACAUCAUCAGUAUCCACAGACGGACCUCAGAUGUUGAUGUGGAUGGCUGUAACACAGUCUCUAAUUAUGCUGCAGCUGUGCGCCAUGUGUCCUGCAUCUACUGCGGCGAAUGUGGCCGUGUGUCUUCAUGUGCAAGUACAUUAUGUGUCUGCGUGCUUCUGUCUCUCUGUAAGUGCCUGUGGAGUGUGUGUGUGUGAUUGAGUGUAUUAGAUGUUCAUGAUGGUAGAUGUUUAAUAUUUUGUUUUAUACUUUCAAAAACUAUUUAUUGAUUUUUCUCUGUCGCUGUGUUCGAGCCCCCGCGUUGUUAAGACGGGAAAAUAAAAACCGAUAGAGAUUUGUAA
Molecule: messenger RNA, 5372 nt
Organism: Sander lucioperca (pikeperch)
Lineage: Eukaryota; Metazoa; Chordata; Actinopteri; Perciformes; Percidae
Product: trichohyalin-like
Exons: 28
Coding region: 326-4462 (1378 amino acids)
Biological process (GO): spermatogenesis
Source: RefSeq, a predicted model, not a curated record